Molecule: messenger RNA, 3202 nt
Organism: Anolis carolinensis (green anole)
Lineage: Eukaryota; Metazoa; Chordata; Lepidosauria; Squamata; Anolidae
Gene: pomt1
Product: protein O-mannosyltransferase 1
Exons: 20
Coding region: 125-2356 (743 amino acids)
Biological process (GO): protein O-linked glycosylation via mannose
Cellular component (GO): membrane; endoplasmic reticulum
Molecular function (GO): dolichyl-phosphate-mannose-protein mannosyltransferase activity
Source: RefSeq, a predicted model, not a curated record
GAAAAGGAAAGGGCCUGAGGCCAGGAAUUGUGGGAGUUGUAGUCCAAAACACCUGAAGCGAAGGCCCAAGUUUGCCCACGCCUAGAUUAGAUACAGGACUCCAAGCAAAACACAGCUGAAACCUAUGAUAUUAGCGUCUGAAAGAGUAUGUAAGUUUGCUUUACUGUUUGCCGCGAUGCUGGGCUUCCUGAAGCGCCCGGUGGUCUUCUCAGUGGAAGUCAAUGUGAACGUGGUGCUUCUUUCUGCUUUGGGGCUCCUUUCUCGCCUGUGGGGCCUCUCCCACCCCAGGGCCGUCGUUUUUGACGAAGUGUAUUAUGGGCAGUUCCUCUCCCUGUACAUGAAGCGGAUCUUCUUUGUGGACGACAGCGGACCCCCCCUCGGACACACCCUCCUGGCCCUCGGAGGCUACUUGGGGGGCUUCGAUGGGAACUUCUUGUGGAACCGGAUCGGAGCAGAAUACACUCCGAACGUGCCGGUCUGGGCCUUGCGCCUCCUUCCCGCCGUGUCCGGCGCACUCGCGGUGCCCUUGUCCUACCAGAUCCUGGUGGAGAUGCGCUUCUCGCAUGUUGUCGCCUUGGGAGCCGCCGUCCUCAUCUUAUUGGAGAACUCCUUGAUCACUCAGUCCAGGCUGAUGCUGCUCGAGUCCGUCCUGAUCUUCUUCAUCCUUUUGGCCCUCUUGUCCUACCUGAAGUUCCACAAUUCCCAAAGCCCCUUUUCUGCAAGAUGGUGGUUCUGGCUUUUGCUCACCGGACUUUGCUGCUCCUGUGCUGUUGGGGUGAAAUACAUGGGCUUCUUCACGUACGGCCUGAUUCUUGCCGUCGGAGGAGUCCAUGCCUGGCAGCUGAUCGGUGACCAGACCUUGUCCAGCGCCUCCCUCCUGGGCCACUGCGGGGCCCGAGUGCUGGCGCUGGUGCUGCUCCCGGCGGGCGCCUACCUGUCCUUCUUCUACCUCCACCUGGCCUUGCUCUACCGCUCGGGGCCCCACGACCAGAUCAUGAGCAGCGCCUUCCAGGCCAGCUUGGAGGGGGGUCUCUCCCGGGUCACGCGGGGUCAGCCGCUGGAGGUGGCCUACGGCUCCCAGGUCACGCUGCGCAACGUCCUGGGCAAACCCUUGCCCUGCUGGCUCCAUUCGCACAAGAACACCUACCCCAUCAGGUAUGAAGACGGGCGGGGCAGCUCCCACCAGCAGCAGGUGACCUGCUACCCCUUCAAAGACGUCAACAACUGGUGGAUCGUCAAGGACCCCGGGACGCAGCAGCUGGUGGUGAGCAACCCUCCUCGCCCCGUGCGCCACGGAGACCUCGUACAGCUCGUCCACGGCAUCACCACACGCUUCCUCAACACGCACGACGUGGCCGCCCCGCUCAGCCCUCACGCGCAGGAAAUCUCCGGCUACAUUGACUACAACGUCUCCAUGCCGUCCCAGAACCUCUGGCGCCUGGAAAUCGUGAACCGGGAAUCCGAUGCCGACGUCUGGAAAACGAUCCUCUCCGAAGUGCGGCUGGUCCACCUCAACACCUCCGCGGUGCUCAAGCUGAGCGGGGCCUCCCUCCCGCCGUGGGGCUACCGGCAGCUGGAGGUGGUGGGGGAGAAGGCCUCCAAGGGGCACCACCCCAGCAUGCUCUGGAACGUGGAGGAGCACCGCUAUGGCAAAAGCCAAGAGCCGAAGGAGCGUGAGGCGGAGCUGCAUUCUCCGACGCAGACCAGCAUCGGGCAGAACCUCUCCUUCCUGGCCAAGUUCAUGGAGCUGCAGUGGAAGAUCCUGACGCUGAAGAACGAGGAGGCGGAGCACAAGUACAGCUCCUCCCCUUUGGACUGGGUCACCAUGGAGACCAACAUCGCCUACUGGUUCCAGGCCUCCUCCGGGGCCCAGAUCCACCUCCUGGGCAACGUGGCCAUCUGGACCUCCGCCAACGUGGCCGCGGCCUCCUACGUGGCCCUCUUCCUGUGGUACCUCCUCCGGCGGAGGCGGGGCAUCCGUGACAUACCCGACGAGGCCUGGGGGCAGUGGGUCUUGUCGGGGGGGCUCUUCCUGGGCGGCUGGGCCCUCAACUACCUGCCCUUCUUCCUGAUGGAGAAGACCCUCUUCCUCUACCACUACCUGCCGGCCCUCACCUUCCAGAUCCUCCUGGUCCCCGUCAUCCUCCAACACCUCAGCGACCACCUCUGCAGGUCCGGCCUCUCGCAGAGCAUGCUGCGUGCCCUGGGGGCGGCCUGGCUGUCUUCGGUCUGCCUGACCCACCACUCCUUCUGGCCGCUGACCUACGGGGAGCCCCCGCUCUCGCCCGCCGGGCUCCGGAGCCUGCGCUGGAAGGACAGCUGGGACCUGCUCAUCCGGAGGCAGCGCCAGCCCUGACGAAGCGCAGCAGGACAACCGGCCUGGGACGGCUGGGACACGCGGCCCAAGCGCUCCUCGCAGAAAGCAGCCAGCUUGGCCUUACGUCACCUCAUACCUCAGAUCCAUAGGCCUGGAUCUAUGUGUCUAGAUCAGGGGGCCUCCAACUUUUAAAGCAGAGGCCGGUUCACAAUCCUUCAGACUGUGGAGGGGCCGAAUUAUCAUUUGGGGAAAAAAACCAAACAAAUCCCUAUGCACACUGCACAUAUCUUAUAUGUAGUGCAAAACAACAACAAUAACAAUAAAAGAACAAUACAAUAUUUAAAAAUGAAAAUAAUUUUAACCAACAUAAACCUAUCAGGAUUUCAAUAGGAAGUGUGGGCCUGCUUCUGGCCAAUGAGAUAGGUUAAUUAGGAUUGUUGUUAGGGGCACCCGAUACUCCAUAAGGGGCACAUGAUACUCCGUAAGCAUCAAAGCCUGGCUGCUUCAUACCUAGGGGACUCCAUUGUUGGCCAGCUUGAAUCCCAUUGAAUAGCCUUGCAGCAUCAAAGCCUGGCUGCUUCAUACCUAGGGGACUCCAUUGUCGGCCAACUUGAAUCCCAUUGGAUAGCCUUGCAGCAUCAAAGCCUGGCUGCUUCAUACCUAGGGGACUCCAUUGUCGGCCAACUUGAAUCCCAUUGAAUAGCCUUGCAGCAUCAAAGCCUGGCUGCUUCAUACCUACAGGGAAUCCUCUUUAUGCCACCUUCCAUGCCACGAAGAAAACCCCACUAAGGACUACGCCACAGCAACGCGUGGCCGGGUACAGCUAGUAUAAUAUAAAAUGUCCAAUGGACCUGUAUAUAUUACUUUAAAACCAUGUGAAAUGUG